AUGAGGCGGGGAGCGCACGCUCCGUCCGGGGGGGGGGAGGAGGCAGAGGCGGAGGCGGGCGAGGAAGAGGGAGAGGGGGCGAGCGAGUCGAGCCGCGACGAGCGUCUCCUCGCCACCGUCCUCGGCCUCGCCGGAGCAGGCUACCUCUCCAAGGCCUGCGCCCGCUUCUCGACCAACCCCGUCGCCGAGACGGGCGUGUACGAUGACACGCAGCCCGGCGGCGGCCUGACAGCGGACCAGGCGCUGGUUCGAGACACGCUUCGCGACCUCCACCCGCAGUCCACCGCGGUCUCGGAUGACGACAUGCGGCCUGCCCAGGGCGCCGGCGGCGCCGUCACACGCUACUCGACCUCCAGCAAGGAGUACCGGGACGCAUUCUGGGAGGUGUUCCACUCGGUGCCCAAGGCGCGGGCCAUGUCCGUCGACGGCGUGAGCUAUGAGGAGUUAGAGUUCCUGUACUACGGCGGGGCGGACACGAGGGAAGUGCUCUUCGACAUCGUCGCCUCCAUCAACCGCGGCGAGGUGCACGAGUCGGCCACAAAGAUUUGGGGCGACCUCAACCUCCUCGGCAUCGAGAAGAGAGACGACGACGGCAACCUCACCGGCACCCGUCCCAUCGGCAUUCCCGCCGCGAUCCGCCGCCUCGCCAACCGCGUGCUCAUGAAGCAUCGCAGCGCCGACAUGUGCGACCUCUUCACCGGCGGCACGCCUGACAUGAGACGCACGGUCCGCGACGGCAUGCGCGAGAUCUGCCUCCGCCCCACCGAAGACGGCGGGCUCGGCAUGUCGGCGGAGGAGGCGGAGGCGCGCGUCAAGGCGUGCAACAUCCCCCUGCAGGUCGGCGUGGGACUCGCUGGCGGAGCCGAGGUGGCGAUUCAGCUGCUGCAGGAGCAUCUGCGGCGCAACCCCGGCCACGCGAUCGCCUCGGACGACAAGCGCAACGGCUUCAACUGCAUCUCUCGCAAGGCCAUCUUUGCGGGCCUGCGGCGGUGGUUCCCGGAGCUCAUCCCGACCGUCGCGCUGUGGUAUAGCGAGCAGCGCCGCCUCUUUCUCUUCAACGCAGAGGCGCGGUGCAGCUCGGGCGACACCUUCAUGUCGACCGAGGGCUGCGCGCAGGGCGAUCCUCUCGGGCCCUUCCUCUUCGCCGUCGGCUAUCAUUGGACCCUGCUCGAGAUGCAGACGAUGCUCGAGGGCGACGACCUUGCUCAACUCUGGAGUGGCGUCGAGAGCAACAAGUCCAAGCGGUGCAUGUGGGCCCCCGACCCGCGCUCGCUCGACGCGGUGCGCGACCACACGGAUGUCAAGGGCACGCCGGACUCCGCAGACGGCGUCCUUCGCGGUAUUCGCGUGCUCGGGGCGUACCUCGGGGACAAGGCGUGGUGCCGUGACAAACUCGUCAAGCGCGUCCGCAAGGCGCUGGAGCCGCUCUCGGGCAUCAUGGCGCUGCGCGACACCAAAACGAUCCACACCGCGCAGCAGCUCGCCCAGGUGCUCCUCCGCUUCUGCAGCAACACCACGCUCACCUUCUUCCUUCGCACUAUGCCGCCGUCGGUGACCCAGGACGCCGCGCGCGAGCACGACCGCCUGAUGGAGGAGGCGCUCUACACCCUCGUGGGUGGCGCGCGGGUCGGACGCAACAGCCCACGGUGGCGGGUCGCUGUUCAGCAGGCCCGACUUCCGGUCAGGAUGGGCGGUAUGGGCCUGACCAGUGCCAUGGACAUCCGUGAGGCGGCGUGGGUCGGCACGUGGGCCCUCGUCACGCGGCCGAUACGUGAGCUGCACGAGCCAUUCCGCGACCUCGACGUGGCCCUCGCGCCGGGAGAGCGCUUCGACGAGCUUCGGGAGGCUCACAAACGCCUCCGCGCCCUUCGCGACGAGGUCGGCAAGACGUGGCGCGAGUGGGACGGGCGCACGCUAUACCAAGACGUCGUCGGGCCCUUCAAGGAGACCAAGGCGGUGGGACGGCGCCGCUACCACCCGCCCAAGCUUACGCCGGCGGCGGAGCUGCUGCCUCUUCCGGAGUUCUCGUCUACCAGCGAGUUCUUACAGCAGGCGCAGCGGCG
Molecule: messenger RNA, 2063 nt
Organism: Emiliania huxleyi CCMP1516
Lineage: Eukaryota; Haptophyta; Isochrysidales; Noelaerhabdaceae
Exons: 2
Source: RefSeq, a predicted model, not a curated record